AUGGGGAACUGCACUGGGUCGAGUAUGGAGGAACUACAAGCAUGUGAGAGUCAUCAGUGGUAUAGGAAAUUCAUGACUGAGUGCCCGUCUGGACUUCUCACCUUUUACGAAUUCAAGAAGUUCUUUGGCCUGAGCAACCUGUCGGAUACUUCAAAUGCCUACGUGAUGACCAUGUUUACAACGUUUGAUAUGAAUGAUGAUGGUUACAUUGAUUUCAUGGAGUAUGUAGCCGCUCUGAGCCUGGUGCUAAAGGGAGGAGUGCAGCAGAAGCUCCGCUGGUACUUCAAACUGUAUGAUAUAGAUGGAAGCGGCUGCAUCGACCGUGAUGAGCUGCUUCUCAUCAUUAAGUCUAUCCGUGCAAUCAAUGGAAUUCCGUGUGAGACGUCGGCAGAGGACUUUGCCAACAUGGUGUUUGACAAGAUUGACAUCAAUGGAGAUGGUGAACUAUCCUAUGAGGAGUUCAUGGAGGGGAUUCAGAAUGACGAAGAGCUGCUGAUGACACUAACGGAGUGUAUGGACCUCACACACAUCGUCCAGAAAAUUCAAGGAGAGAUGAAAACAAAAAACAGCUAA
This is a messenger RNA of Epinephelus fuscoguttatus (brown-marbled grouper), 573 nucleotides long. It is a transcript of the gene guca1ab.2, whose product is annotated as guanylyl cyclase-activating protein 1. Gene Ontology annotation, cellular component: cone photoreceptor outer segment; photoreceptor inner segment. Lineage: Eukaryota; Metazoa; Chordata; Actinopteri; Perciformes; Serranidae. The record is from RefSeq and is a predicted model, not a curated record. Bases 1 to 573 code for a protein of 190 amino acids. Gene Ontology annotation, biological process: visual perception; positive regulation of guanylate cyclase activity. The transcript has 4 exons. Gene Ontology annotation, molecular function: calcium sensitive guanylate cyclase activator activity; calcium ion binding.